Molecule: messenger RNA, 834 nt
Organism: Cadophora gregata
Lineage: Eukaryota; Fungi; Ascomycota; Leotiomycetes; Helotiales; Ploettnerulaceae
Exons: 1
Coding region: 1-834 (277 amino acids)
Source: RefSeq, a predicted model, not a curated record
AUGUCUCAUGCACCAUACAAUGAGCCUCUAGAGACUUCUUUGCGCCAAAUUCGACUUCUCACAAUUCUCCCAGAGCCUCACCCUGUCGACGGCAGGCUGCAGGGCCACUUUACGAUCGAGUCCCUUCUGGAGGACCCCGAAGACCUCAAUUAUCAAGCACUGUCCUAUAUGUGGGGUCAAAAUGAUGAUUUCGACUUCAAAAUAUGGGUUAAAGGUGUUCUGGUCCUCGUUCGUCGAAACCUCUUGUGUGCCAUGAGAGUAAUACGUGCCGACGAGGAAGCGAUAAAGCUGCCGAUCUGGAUUGAUGCUUUGUGUAUCAAUCAAGAGGACAUAACGGAGAGGGGUCAUCAGGUUGAUAUGAUGGCUUUAAUUUAUCGAGGUGCACAGCGCGUCAUUGCAUGGCUGGGAACGCCAGAUCGGCAAGAGCAGAAAAGUAGUAGGCUUGAUAUUGAAAGUAACCAUCCUCUACAGCUUUCUGUAGAGGCAUUCGAUUUCGUUACUCGAAGUGAUGACUCUAUCGCUUCCAAUUUUGUCUGCAGUAGAGAUAGAGUCCUGAGCUGGGCCCUGCAAUAUUUCUCAGCCGCGAGAGCCAGAGAGGGCCUUCGAGAACUGGCGACAAUCUUUUCAAAUGACUACUGGGAGAGACUAUGGAUUAUUCAGGAAGUUUGUCUGGCUCACAAGCUCCUUCUAUUCUAUGGCCGGGAAUCUAUGGAUUGGGACUUUUUUUGUGCGUCUCGAACAACUUUCGACGAUUUGGCCAGGAUUGCUGGCUCACCCACGUCCAGUGCCUGGGAAAAUGAACCCAGAAAUGAAAUCCCAGAUCACCAACUCUAG